Molecule: messenger RNA, 204 nt
Organism: Rhinocladiella mackenziei CBS 650.93
Lineage: Eukaryota; Fungi; Ascomycota; Eurotiomycetes; Chaetothyriales; Herpotrichiellaceae
Exons: 2
Coding region: 1-204 (67 amino acids)
Source: RefSeq, a predicted model, not a curated record
AUGGGCGCCGUGGUAUCUUGUUUCGAAUCCAUCUGUCGCACCGUCGGCAACGUGCUGAUGGCCAUCGUGAAUGGCAUCGGGUCCAUCAUUACAGCCAUUGUCAACGGCAUUGUCUCGCUCUUCGACAUCGUUAUCUCCUGCCUCACCUGCGGUCGUACAAGAAGACACAGAACCCAUAGGGCGCAUACGACGAGUCGAGUCUAA